This is a messenger RNA of Amaranthus tricolor (Joseph's coat), 3156 nucleotides long. Its product is annotated as protein NPGR2-like. NCBI's taxonomy places the organism in Eukaryota, Viridiplantae, Streptophyta, Magnoliopsida, Caryophyllales, Amaranthaceae. The record is from RefSeq and is a predicted model, not a curated record. The transcript has 5 exons. The coding region runs from base 789 to 3032 and encodes 747 amino acids. Gene Ontology annotation, molecular function: protein binding.
AUGAUUUUGAUACCCUUUUGUUUGUUUUUUGUAUAACUGUUUGCUUUAUGGGUGUUGUUUGACAGUGUUUAAGGUGACUUUUUCUUAAUCUUAUUUUUCAUUGUAAUUGUGGUUUUUUGUGAUUAAUUGAGGCUUUAUUACCUACUUUCAUGAACCUAUGCUUUUUAAAUAGUGUUUUUAAGUGACUUUUUUUUACUGAUUAUUAUUAUUAUUAUUAUUUUUUGAUUUUCAUUGUGUUUUUUGGUGAUAAUGUUGUUUAUUUGGAUUAAUUAAUGCCUCAUCAUAUUUUUUAAUGAUGAAACCAUGUUUAUCUUUUACUGUUGAGUUUUUGGUUUUGGUUGCUUUAUGAAAGAAAAAGGAUGAGAGGAGAAAAUGAGAUCAAAGUUUUGUUUUGGGGUUUGUUGAAUUUUGUAGAGGUUGAGGAAAUGUCAUUUGAUUCAAUUUUCAGGGUAUAAGAAAUGAGAUGGAGAUAUAGGUAUCAUUUUUGUUUCAAGGAAAAAUCUAAGAUUAGGGUUUUGGAAUUUUGACUAAACUAUCCUUUGUGAAAAAAAAUUUGCGCACAUGUAGGAAAUUAUGGACAUUUUGCAGUUCUUUAUUAAAUUUUUCUAUUUAGAAUUACAUGUUUAUGGGGCAUGUAUUUUUUUCAUCUGUUUAUAAGAUCAACUUUAUGUCAUAAGGAUAGUAAAGUGUGUAGAUGGUAAUAGUUUGCAGCAUUAUUUUAUUAUAUGUGUUGUGUGUAGAACAGAGUUAUAAACUCUUUUCAAAGAAUUAUCCUGACAAUUAUUAUUAUGUGUAUUCGCGUUGGAAAAGAAGCAUUUCACUGUAAUAUGAAAGCUGAGAAUUGGAGGAGAUCUUGUGGUUUUGGUGGUGAAGUCAAAUUGAAGAAGAUAAUGAAGUGCAUCUUUUUUGGGAAACAAGUGAGGGCAGAUGAAGUGGCAGAAUCAUUGGAGUCGUCGUUAGCUACCCGGGAUUAUUCAGCUAGUGGACAUUCCGCUCAAGCUGGUGAGGCUGUCGUGAAGAAUUCUACAAAUCCGAGCACCAUUGAAGAAGCUGAAUCAUCCCUUCGUGCAAGUGGUUACUUGAAUUAUGAGGAAGCAAGAGCCUUGCUAGGAAGGCUCGAAUUUCAGAAAGGAAACAUUGAAGCUGCAUUCAGCGUCUUCAAUGGAAUCGACAUUGAUGCAAUUAUUCCUAAUAUCAAAAUUACAUUAGCCCGAAUAUAUGAGCUGCCAAGACGCAGUUCAAAUAAUGAUGCAGUGCUGCCAAUGUCUAUGCAUGCUGUUAAUAUACUUUUUGAAGCAAUCUUUCUUAAAUCAAAGUCACUAAUGAUAAUGGGGAAGUUUGAAGAAGCUGCUCAGUCGUGCCAGGUGAUUGUGGACACUGUUGAGUCUGCAAUACCGCAGGGUUUGGAUGAAAGGUUUGCUACCAACUUAAAAAUGCAGGAGACAUUGAAUAAAGUAGUUGAGUUGCUGCCUGAAUUGUGGAAACUUGCUGGUGAACAGCAGAAAGUAAUAUCAUCAUAUCGGAGUGCAUUGCUCUAUGGUUGGAAUCUUGAACUGGUAACUCAAGCAAAGAUGGAGAAAGAAUUUGCGAUAUUUCUUUUGUACAGUGGUGUAGAUGGUUGUCCCCCAACUCUUCGUUUUCAAGUGGAUGGAGUAUAUAUUCCUUGUAACAAUAUAGAAGAGGCAAUUCUUCUUUUGUUGCUCGUGCUAAGAAAAUUUCUUCGGAGCAGUCUUGAUUGGGAUCCUUCAAUUGUAGAUCAUCUUUCUUUUGCACUUUCCGUUUCAGGAGAUUUAGAGACCUUAGCUCGUCAAUUAGAAGAAUUAUCUGAAGGUACUGUAGACAGGAAAGAAAAAUAUAGGACUCUAGCUCUUUGUUAUCAUGGACAAGGUGAAGACAAGAUUAGUUUGAAUCUUCUUCGUAAUCUUCUUCGUGAUCGAGAAAACCAGAAUUGUACGCGUGAGCUAUUGCUUGCGUCAAAAAUCUGUGCUGGAGAUAGAAACUGCUCUGAAGAAGGGAUCACGUAUUCUGACAAAGCGAACAAGAAACUGGAAGGGGAUUGUGCACUGCUGGCCGGUAAAGCCAGCUGCUUUCUAGGUACUUUGUCUUUGGCUCUAUCGAGAUUGAUGUCUUCUGACUCGAAGAGGGCCUCGUUGCAAGCUCAAGCCCUAAACCUGUUGGGAACUGCUGAAAAACUAACAAAAGGAACGGAUGCAACUGUUCUCUACCAUCUUGCCUUAGAAAAUGCUGAGCAGAGGAAGUUGGAUAUUGCACUUACAUAUGCAAAACAGCUGCUGAAACUUGAGACUGGUUCUGAUACUGCAGGAUGGAUUCUUCUUGCUCGUAUACUGUCUGCGAAAAAGCAGUACGAUGAUGCUGAAACUAUAAUAAAUGCAGCUUUGGAACAGACUGGGAAGUGGGAACAUGCUGAACUACUGAGAACUAGAGCUAAACUCGAAAUUGCUCAGAAAAAAACAAAGGAUGCUAUACGGACUUAUACUCAAAUUCUUGCGGUUCUUCAAGUUCGAAAGAAGAGCUGCAGCAUUGGGAAAAAGUGUUUAGAGAGGAAAGAUGAAGACAAAAUGUUGGAGAUGGAGACAUGGCAUGACCUUGCCAAGUUAUAUACAAGCCUAUCGCAAUGGCAAGAUGCUGAAGUUUGUCUCUCAAAAUCUGAAGCUCUGUGUCCUCACUCCGCUUCUAGAUGUCACUCCAGAGGUGUACUCUAUCAAGCAAAGGGCCUACGAAAAGAAGCUCAGAAGUCGUUCUUGGAGGCACUUGACAAGGAUCCCAACCAUGUCCCGAGCUUGCUCUCCAUGGCUGAAAUUCUUGUGAACCUUGGAGAUGCAACGCAGCCAGUUGCCAGAAGCUUUGUGAGACAAGCGAUUUGUAUUGACAGGACUAAUCAUCAUGCAUGGCACACUCUUGGCCUGAUCCAUCGCUCUGAGCCUGCUGGUGCAUCGACAGCUGAAGCUGCUGACUGUUUCGAGUUUGCUGCUUUCCUUGCAGACACUGCUCCUGUUGAGCCUUUCAGAUAGGUGUACCCCUUCCCCCUUUCGUUAUACAGGAAUUUCAUAUAGGUUUUUCUGUUGGACAUCACAGACCCAUACCCAAAUUUGUGGACAAGGUUGAAAAUCAAUCAGCCAACCCCCCUCCACACCC